Molecule: messenger RNA, 2827 nt
Organism: Cylas formicarius (sweet potato weevil)
Lineage: Eukaryota; Metazoa; Arthropoda; Insecta; Coleoptera; Brentidae
Product: ninjurin-2-like
Exons: 3
Coding region: 398-853 (151 amino acids)
Biological process (GO): cell adhesion; tissue regeneration
Cellular component (GO): membrane
Source: RefSeq, a predicted model, not a curated record
GUUAGUUGGUAAUGUUCAUAAAAAACAUAAAACGUUUCAAAUUCAUUUUCUUUUAAAUAACGGGUUAACUAUUUCAAUUGAUAAAAAAUUUAAAUGAAAAAAAAAAGACCCAAUCAAUGUCAGAUCUAAUGUAACGAAGGGAAGGAUGUACACGGAUUAACAAACAGCAAUUAUACAAUUAGCAAGCGGGAUAUUGUAAAACAAUCGAGAGUGGGAUUUAAAAUAACGACAAAGCCAGAUAUAUCACCAUCGCAUAGAUUAAAAAUGUAGAUAUCAAAACGGGGGAACGAUAAGUUAUCGGUGACUGCUUCCUAAUCCUUUGUUACUGUUUCGUAUUUAUAAUAUUUUGCGCUUCUGUUUGCGAUAAUGCGACUAAAGUUUUUAGAAAAGAAUAAUUAUGUGUCUAUGUUCGAAGAAAUCUGUGACGCACGACGCUGAUGGAAACGUAGUGUCUGAAAUAUUGAGAAAAACUUUAGACGUCAACAAAUAUGCGACCAAGAAAACGAUAGCCCAAGGGUUGCUAGAUGUGGCGUUACUCACGGCCAACGCGUCUCAACUGAAGUACGUGUUACAAGUCGGAGAAAAACACGAAUUUUACACACUGAUGUUAACGCUGAUCACAAUUUCGAUUAUCCUUCAGGUUUCGGUAGGACUUAUGCUGUUAAGUCUUCACCUGUUAAACGACUGGAAACUCAACUGGGAAAACAUACAUUCCACCACAGAAUUCGUGAACUAUCUGACAACACUUUUUGCCUUUGUCAUUACCGUUUUGAAUCUGAUCAUUUCGUGCUUCGAUCCGACCAUCGCACGUUACGCCAUUUUCGAACCUCCCGAUUUGACGGCGCUGAACUAAGUUUUGAAUUUCUGUACAGCGCGUUUUUUGGUUGCUCAGAGGACAACGGUCGCUUAAAAUUUUCUGCUUAAAAUUGACACAAGAAUCACGACUGAGAAUUUUCAUUUUGAUUUUUAUAGAUAUAUAGAGGGCGUCCCGAUAGAUGUUGCUAUCUUGGCGUCGGCUGCAGAGAAAAAAAUUAGGUACAAAACAACAUAAUAUUUCGAAAGCCCUUGCAAUUAUAAUAAUUAUUCUCUUAGAUAUGAUAAAAUAUCGGAAAAACUAUUACGUUUAGGUAUGAAUUAUUAUUAUAUUAAUUUAAAUGAUUUUAAAAAUUAAAAGAAAUAAGUAAAAAAAAAAGAUUUAAUUAAAUUUGAAUGAAGCGUAGAAUAUGAAUCCUGGGAAACCACCUUCUGAUCAUUCGAGAUAUCCUGUAUCUUCUACCGCCCACUAACGCUAAUAAUCUAGAAAAACAUAUUUUCUCCUUUUAAUUUGAAUUUAAUUUCCUUUUUUUUUCUAAAGUGCAGCAAUUGUUCUCAGAAUUGCUUAGUGCUAGAGAGUAAUCAAAUUAUAUGGAUUUUUUUUAUCAUUUCUAAUUGAAUGUCAAUAAUUAAGAAAACUUCAUAUAAACACAUGUCCUUAACGUCUUAACUUUUGAGAUACGCAGUGGCAAAGUUUUCAAAAAUGAAAUGUAUUUGUAAUACCACUUUAGAUAUUUUAAUCAAAUUUGACACACAUGUGCUACGUAUCAAGGGGCAUUAUUUAGUGUACCAUAACUUUUUAAAAAUACAACAGCGGCGGGCGUAAGGAAUUUCACCUAUCUAUUUUCUCAGACAUUCAUGGUACGCCACUGAUAUCUCUUAAAUUAAAAUUAAUUACUACAGUCUCCAGUCAUUUGCAAACAAAUUUAAUUUCUUGAUUUUUUCCAAGCCAAUGAACGGUUUUGAAAUAUUAAUUUUUCCAAGAUCAUGCGAAUACAUACUGAUAGGAACAGCAUGAAAAUACAUAAAUUGUAAUGAACAUUAUCAUAUAAAAAAAAUCUACUAUUUACAAUACACACCAUUUGUAAAUUUUUGUCAUCAUGUCCCUAACAGUUUCUUCCUUACUUUGUUUCUGUUUGAUGACGUGAUAGAGGUCACAUAUUGUUUGUAAGGUAUGUGAAGAAAGUUUAAGACAUUAGAAUAUUGGAACUAGGCGAUCCCAUGAUAUGGAAAGAGCCAACAUAUCAUCAUGAUGACUGCUAUUUCUGCAUGUGCAAUGUUCGUGGAUAUAAUACUAAACAUUAAAAAAAAAAUUGUUUAUCAGAACUUGAAGUUUGAAUGUCUAAAUAUCUGAGAAUCCAGCCAAUUUAGAAAAAGAUACAACCAGUUUUUCUGCACUUGAAAUAGAUAAAGAUACCCUUGGUGAUGUUGGUGAUAUAUGGAAUGUUAUAGUUAUUACAUUUAAAAUUACGUAACAUGUAACAUACUUAUUCAGGAGAUACUGCCUACAUUCCCAGUAUAUCUCCGUUGAGAUGCAUUUAAAUCCAAUUGGUCAUUAAGUAAUAAAUUCGAAUAUUUCAUUUCAUAGCUUCCAAAAAACUUAGUUUUUUGCUUUAUGAAUAAUUAUGUAAAAUAUCAAAAUUAUCGUCAAUACCUUUUACAAAUCUGGAUUCCUCCUGCGUCGAACUUGCUGACGUUUCGCCCAUCGUCCUGUUGGCUUCUUCAGAGCUUGAGUUUUAUAUAUUUUGGAUUCGGUGUUUAAUUUGGGAUAGAUAGCGUUCAUUGUUAAAAGCUAUUUGUCUUAUAAUUUUCAAUUCUUUUUCAAAAUUUUCUGUAGAAACUGCUGUCAUUAAAAACUGUGAAAAUCUGAACAUUUUUGUUCUAAUUUAAUUUUGCCUUAAUUGCCCUUAAACGUCUAACUCAACAUUUUCAUUUUUAUAACCAACCAUUGAAUUUUCUUGAAAUGUUUUAAAAUUUUUCUGCAAAAGGCUAAUUUUUAACGCAUUGUUUUUCU